This is a messenger RNA of Electrophorus electricus (electric eel), 6408 nucleotides long. RefSeq names its product extracellular calcium-sensing receptor-like. Gene Ontology annotation, molecular function: G protein-coupled receptor activity. Gene Ontology annotation, cellular component: plasma membrane. Gene Ontology annotation, biological process: G protein-coupled receptor signaling pathway. NCBI's taxonomy places the organism in Eukaryota, Metazoa, Chordata, Actinopteri, Gymnotiformes, Gymnotidae. The record is from RefSeq and is a predicted model, not a curated record.
AUGGAGCCUGUCUUUGGUCUCUUGAAUGUCUUAAUGGCCAUCAUGAAUUUCUCCAGAGCUAAUGCGACUGCUUGUACUCUGCAAGGAGAGUCUGCAUACCCACAACUAUCAAAGGAUGGUGACAUUGUAGUUGGAGGGAUUUUCCCCUUUCAUAGCAGAUGGGAUAUCAUAGACUUGUCCUACUUGGUGAAGCCAAUACCCUUGAAGUGCAUGAGUCUGGAUUUCAGAGGCUUCCAGUUUUCACAGUCCUUGAUCUUUGCAAUAGAGGAGAUCAACAACAGUUCCUCUUUACUGCCUGGUGUCUCACUGGGCUAUAAGAUAUAUGACACUUGUGGUUCCACAGCAAUGGGGGUUCAGGUGGCUAUGGCACUUGUUAAUGGAAAUGAGAAAUCAGUCUCAAAUGAGGUCUGCACAAAACCAGCCCAGGUACAAGCCAUAAUAGGAGAGACGUAUUCAUCAGUGUCCAUGGCUGUUGCAAAGAGUAUUGGGUCUUUCAGCAUUCCCAUGAUCAGUCACUUUUCCACCUGUGAGUGUCUCAGUGACAAAAGGAAAUAUCCCUCAUUUCUGCGCACUAUUCCCAGUGAUUACCACCAGAUCAGAGCACUGGCUGAAAUGAUCAGGCACCUUGGCUGGACCUGGGUGGGAGCAAUAAGAAGAGACGAUGACUAUGGCAACAGUGGCAUGGCUGCAUUUACUAAAGUUUCAGAGCAGAUGGGCAUAUGCUUAGAAUAUUCACUUCCAUAUUUUAGAACUUACUCACAAGGAAAAGUUAUGAGAAUCAUUGAGCAGAUCAAAAGCUCCACUUCUCGAGUGAUUGUGGGAUUUGUUGACAACUUUGAUUUGCAGAUUUUGCUGGAUGUACUUUUUGAACACAACAUCACUGGAUAUCAGUGGGUGGGAACUGAGGCCUGGAUUUUUGACCCAGAACUGGCCACACUGGACAAGCACAACAUACUGCAAGGAGCCAUAGGGCUGGCAAUCCCAAAGACAGAGGUGGCAGGUCUGAAAGAAUUCAUUCUAGAUAUAAAACCACUAAAAUAUGCAGGCAGUGCCAUUUUUACUAAUUUCUGGGAGGUACUAUUUAAUUGUACAUAUACAGGGUGGAAUGAUACAGUGGAUUCACAAAUGUGCACAGGUGAAGAGAAACUGUCUGAAAUAGAAAACACUUUUACUGACAUGUCCCUUAUGCCAGUUUUCAUUAAUGUGUAUAAAGGGGUUUAUGCUAUCGCCCAUACCUUACAUGACCUUCUAGGCUGUAAAGAAACAUGUCCAACAAAGAAGCAGCCUGAUCCUCUUCCAUUUCUAGAACAGCUGAAAAGAGUGCAUUUUAAAACCAAAGAGGGUGAAGAAGUUUAUUUUGAUAUAAAUGGUGACCCUGCUGCAAGAUAUGACAUCAUAAACUGGCAAACAAGUAAACAACGGCAAAAUGAGUUUGUUACUGUUGGACUGUAUGACUCCACUUUCUCUGUUAACAGUCGAUUAACACUAAACUUGUCUUCUAUUGUGUGGGCAAAAAAUACUAAUAAGGUGCCAGUAUCUGUGUGCAGUGAGAGCUGCCCUCCAGGCACCAGGAAGGCUGUGCAGAAGGGAAGGCCUGUCUGCUGCUUUGACUGCAUACCAUGUGCUGAAGGAGAGAUCAGUAAUAUGACAGAUUCUGUUGAAUGUAAUCAAUGCUACCAAGACUCCUGGUCAAAUCCACAGAGGGAUAAAUGUGUAAAAAAGGAAACUGAAUAUCUGUCUUAUGAGGAAACUAUGGGAAUUUUGCUUAUUGCUUUUUCAAUUUUUGGUGUAUUUCUGUCAUUGGUAAUAUUAAUCAUAUUUUUAAGAUAUAGAAAUACACCAAUAGUGAAAGCCAACAACUCAGAGCUGAGUUUCCUGCUGCUCUUCUCUCUGACUCUUUGUUUCCUCUGUUCACUUACCUUCAUUGGUCAGCCCUCUGAGUGGUCCUGUAUGCUGCGCCACACAGCAUUUGGGAUUGCCUUUGUCCUCUGCAUCUCCUGUGUUCUGGGGAAAACAAUAGUGGUGUUAAUGGCCUUCAGGGCUACACUUCCAGGCAGUAAUGUCAUGAAAUGGUUUGGGCCUCCACAGCAGAGACUCAGUGUUCUUGCUUUCACACUUAUACAAGUCAUUAUCUGUAUGCUUUGGCUAAUAAUUUCCCCUCCUUUCCCCUUCAAAAACCUAAAACGAUACAAAGAAAAGAUUAUUCUAGAAUGUCAUUUAGGGUCAUCCAUAGGUUUCUGGGCUGUGCUGGGUUAUAUUGGGUUCCUUGCAUUUUUGUGUUUUAUUUUGGCUUUUCUAGCACGGAAGCUACCUGAUAACUUUAAUGAAGCCAAAUUCAUCACAUUCAGCAUGCUCAUAUUCUGUGCAGUUUGGAUCACCUUUAUUCCAGCAUAUUUCAGCUCUCCUGGAAAAUUCACUGUAGCUGUGGAGAUAUUUGCCAUUUUGGCCUCCAGUUUUGGUUUGUUAUUUUGUAUAUUUCUUCCAAAGUGUUACAUAAUAAUACUGAAACCAGAGAAAAACACUAAAAAGCAACUAAUGGGUAAAAUUCUGAUUAAUCAGUGGUUGCCUAUCUGUAAAGACGAGUUCUCUCAGCAGGACCAUCCCAGGCAGAAUAACACCCUUGGCACCAUGGGGACAAGGAGUGCUCAACGGAAGACUAAGGAGUCUGCCAAGGGUGUCACUCAAGUAAUGGACAUUGGGGCUCGGGAUCCCAGGGCAUUUUACGUGGACUUAUUAGAUUGCCUUACAACUGGCAAGGCUUGGUCUCUCCCUCCGGCUAUGUUCUCUCCACACGAGAACAAUGGGGAGGGUUCUUUGGAAGAAUUAAUUUUACAAAGCAACUUGUACUUCCAAUACCUCCUCCAGCCAGACCCACCAGUAUUCCUCAAAAUACGUUUUCUGCUACAGUUUUUAGAGGCCGCCAAGCCUGAUCUUGUCCCUGCCUCCGGUGCGAGAGAUGCCGCCAAACCUGAUCCGGUCCCUGCCUCCGGCGCGAGAGACAUCGCCAAACCUGAUCCUGAGCCUUUUCCCAGCACGAGAGACACCGCCCGUCCUGAUCCUGAGCCUGUUCCCGGCGCGAGAGACGCCAUCCUGAUCCUGAUCCUGAGCCUGUUCCCGACCCUGGGGCGAGAGAUGCUGCCUGGACCCCCGGUGACUGCUGCACUCUCGGACCCUUCACUGGUCACCGCAGCCCUGCCCGCGGACCCACCAGUGACUGCUGAGGUCCCGGACAUGCCUCUGGUCACCGGAGCCGCACCCAAGGAUCUCCCGACACCAAAUGCCAUAGCCACACCCCUGGAUUCCCCGCCACCAUACACCGCAGCCACACCCCUGGGCCCAGCUGUUCCUGGAGUAAAAGAAGCCACUCCACAACUCCCCAUGGCUCGUGCCAGACCCGUCCCUGGGGUUUCCACGAUUAACUCUCCGGUGCCUAAGGAGGCUGCAACAGAUGGACUCCCAGAGACACCUAGGACUCCUCUGCUCCAGACUGCUGUGUCCACCCCAGUGACUGUUCCUCCUGUUACCCUAGUUCCUGUGUUGCCUCAUCCUGUUCCUGGUUUUGUCUAUGUUCCUAUUCAUACAUCCGUGCCUUUCCACAGCUAUGCCCCAGACCAGCAGUUCUCUCUCUUCCUCUCGUGUCUCUGCAAUCACAACCAUGUCUUCAGUCCCGCUCCUGUCCCUCCACUUACCAUGACCCCAGUUCCUGCGCAGGGUUUGGUCCUGAGUCUCGUGCGUGCCCUAUAUCUUGUCAAGAACCCUACCCAGAGUCUUGGCCCUGGACCCGUCCCUACUCCUGCAUCUCCUUCUCGCAUUGUCUCUGCCCCUGUGUCUCCUACUUGUGUGGAUAGGUGGAUGGAGCCUGUCUUUACUCUCUUGCAUGUCUUAAUGGCCGUCAUGAAUUUUUCCAGAGCUAACGGGACCGCCUGUACCCCGAGAGGAGAGCCUGCAUACCCACAACUAUCAAAGGAUGGUGAUAUUAUACUUGGAGGGAUUUUCCCAUUUCAUAGCACAUGGGAGAUGAUAGACUUGUCCUUUUUGGUUGCACCACCUCCACUAAAGUGCAUGAGUCUGGAUUUCAGAGCCUUCCAGUUCUCACAGUCCUUGAUCUUUGCAAUAGAGGAGAUCAACAACAGUUCCUCUUUACUGCCUGGUGUCUCACUAGGCUAUAAGAUCUAUGACACAUGUAGUUCCACAGCAAUGGGGGUUCAAGUGGCUAUGGCACUUGUUAAUGGAAAUGAGAAAUCAGUCGCAGAUGAGGUCUGCACAAAGCCAGCCCAGGUACAAGCCAUAAUAGGAGAGACAUACUCAUCGGUGUCCAUGGCUGUUGCAAUGAGUAUUGGACCUUUCAGCAUUCCAUUAAUCAGUCACUAUUCAACUUGUGAGUGUCUCAGUGACAAAAGGAAAUACCCAUCUUUUCUGCGCACUAUUCCCAGUGAUUACCACCAGAGCAGAGCACUGGCAGAAAUGGUCAGGCACUUUGGCUGGACCUGGGUGGGAGCAAUAAGAAGAGACGAUGACUAUGGAAACAGUGGCAUGGCUGCAUUUACUGAAGUUGCAGAGCAGUUGGGCAUAUGCUUAGAAUAUUCACUUCCAUUUUUUAGGACAUAUUCUCAUGGGAAAGUUUUGAGAAUCAUUGAACAGAUCAAAAGCUCCACAUCUCGUGUGAUAGUGGGAUUUGUUGACACCUGGGACUUAGAGAUUUUGCUGGAUGUAUUUUAUGAACACAACAUCACUGGAUAUCAGUGGGUGGGAACUGAGGCCUGGAUCUUUGACCCAGUUCUGGCCACAAUGGACAAGCACAACAUACUGCAAGGAGCCAUAGGGCUGGCAAUCCCUAAGACAGAGGUGACAGGUCUGAAGGACUUCAUUCUAGAUAUAAAACCACUGAAAUAUUCAGGCAGUGCCAUUUUUAUUAAAUUCUGGGAGGCAUUAUUUCAAUGCAGUUAUGCAGUGAAGAAUUAUUCAGAGGACUCGCCAAUAUGCACAGGAGAGGAGAAAUUGUCAGAAAUAGAAAACACUUUUACUGACAUGUCCCUAAUGCCAAUUUUCGGUAAUGUGUAUAAAGGGGUUUAUGCCAUUGCUCAUGCUCUUCAUGACCUUCUCGGUUGCGAAGAAACAUGUCCUACAAAGAAGCAACCUGAUCCUCUCACAUUUCUAGAACAGCUCAAAAUGGUGCAUUUUAAAACCAAAGAUGAUGAAAUUUAUUUUGAUGAAAAUGGUGACCCUGCUGCAAGAUAUGAAAUCAUAAACUGGCAAUCAAGUAAAGAACAGCAACAUGAGUUUGCUACUGUUGGACUUUAUGACUCCACGUUCCCUAUUAACAGUCGAUUAUCACUAAAUAUGUCUGCUGUUGUGUGGGUACAAAAUACUGUUAAGGUACCAAUAUCCAUAUGCAGUGAAAACUGUCUUCCAGGAACCAGGAAGGCUGUGCAGAAAGGAAAGCCUGUCUGUUGUUUUGACUGUAUAUCAUGUGCUGAUGGCGAGAUAAGUAAUAUAACAGAUGCUGUUGAAUGUGAACAAUGCUAUGAAGACUCCUGGUCAAACCCACAAAGGGAUGAAUGUAUAAAGAAGGAAACUGAAUAUCUGUCUUAUGAGGAAACUAUGGGAAUUUUGCUUACUGCUUUUUCAAUUAUUGGUGCAUUUCUGUCACUAGUAAUAUUAAUCAUUUUCUUUAGAUAUAAAAAUACUCCAAUAGUGAAAGCCAACAACUCGGAGCUGAGCUUCCUGCUGCUCUUCUCUCUGACUCUGUGUUUCCUCUGUUCACUUACUUUCAUUGGUCAGCCCUCUGAGUGGUCCUGUAUGCUGCGCCACACAGCGUUUGGGAUCACCUUCGUCCUCUGCAUCUCCUGUGUUCUGGGGAAAACAAUAGUGGUGUUAAUGGCCUUCAGGGCUACACUUCCAGGCAGUAAUGUCAUGAAAUGGUUUGGGCCUCCACAGCAGAGACUCAGUGUUCUUGCUUUCACAUUUAUACAGGUCCUUAUUUGUGUGCUUUGGUUAAUAAUUUCACCUCCUUUCCCCUUUAAAAAUCUAAAACGUUAUAAGGAAAAAAUUAUUCUAGAAUGUCAUUUAGGGUCAUCCAUAGGUUUCUGGGCUGUGCUGGGUUACAUAGGUAUCUUGGCUCUCUUGUGUUUUCUUUUGGCUUUUCUAGCACGGAAGCUACCUGAUAACUUUAAUGAAGCCAAAUUCAUCACGUUCAGCAUGCUCAUAUUCUGUGCAGUUUGGAUCACCUUUAUUCCAGCAUAUUUCAGCUCUCCUGGAAAAUUCACUGUAGCUGUGGAGAUAUUUGCCAUUUUGGCCUCCAGUUUUGGUUUGUUAUUUUGUAUAUUUCUUCCAAAGUGUUACAUAAUAAUACUGAAACCAGAGAAAAACACUAAAAAGCAAAUAAUGGGUAAAAUUCUGAUUAAGUGA